Dracunculus medinensis (Guinea worm) is the source of this 852-nucleotide messenger RNA. NCBI's taxonomy places the organism in Eukaryota, Metazoa, Nematoda, Chromadorea, Rhabditida, Dracunculidae. The record is from the annotation of a GenBank genome assembly.
AUGGUUGAAACAGCUAUCGAAGCAUGGGAAAGUGUGACAUGUGUACGCUUCAUAAAAGUUCUAUCAUUCGCUGAAGAUACCGUACAAAUUAUCGAUGGUGGCGGGUGUUAUUCAAAUAUUGGUUAUGCACCAAGUCGAAGAAUUAUUUCAUUAUCGAACGAAUGUGCAACACUUGGCGGCCCAUCAAAUUUGCAGAUAUAUAUGAUAUUGUCCAAUCUAUCUGAAUUUUCAGGUCAUAUAUUGGGAUUAAUACAUGAACAAUGUCGAAGAGAUCGCGAUGGCUAUGUGAUAAUAGAUUUUCAAGCAAUAAUCCCCGAAAUGAGAGAUGCUUUUUCUAAAAGGGAUCGUCUUAUCAAAUAUAAUCUACCUUAUGACUUAGGAUCCAUAAUGCAUUAUUCUUCGCAGGCAUUUUCCGAACAAAAUUAUCGAACAAUUCAUCCAUUCGAUGAAAAUUUUUAUGAAACCAUGGGACAGCGAGAUUCUAUCGGAUUUUACGAUGCCGCUGCAAUAAAUAUUGCAUAUUGUUCCAACAUUUUAGAUUCUUGCAACAACCAAUUAUACUGUUUGAACAAUGGAUAUACAGAUCCAAAUGAUUGCUCGAAAUGCUUAUGUCCAAGUGGAUUUGCGGGUAAAUAUUGUAAUCAAGCGGAAGGAGGUGAUAAAUGUACCAAUCGCAUAAUAAUUGCAACAUCAAAAUGGUCAUUACUUUUAUGGAAUGGUACUGCAAAUUGACGUUUACAAAUGAAAAAUACUAAUGUUGAAGAAAUUUGUUCGAUAAAUUAUAUUGAAAUUAAAUAUUUCGAUGAUUUUGGCCUUUCUGGAGCACGAUUUUGUCGAUAUGGAACAAGUUAG